AAAAGAAAAAAAGAAAGACAGACAAGAAAUGCUCCGUUUCAUGAGCUGUUUUCCCGGCUGUCAGUGACGCAACAUCUCACUCAGCCUGCAUGAGAAAUCCACGCGUAGAAGGGCGUGAACUCGCAGCCACUAACCUCCUCCUCAUAAAUAAAACAUCUACUUUUCUAUAAAGCCCAGUUUGCAUCUUUUUUUUUUCUUGCAACCUCACAGACUCAGUUUGAUCUAAACUCUUUCCGUGGACACAAUGGAUAUGAAGGCGGACUCGGACGACAUGGACUACAAGCGUCCGGCUCCCAUCGAAGUUUUCGCCACCAGGUCCACGCUGCAUGGCAUCUCGCACAUGUUCACCUAUGAGCGCAUGUACAUCAAGCGCACCUUGUGGAUCCUGUUUUUCCUGGCCUCGGUGGGCGUGCUGGUGAUGGUGUGCGUGGACCGGGUGCAGUUUUACUUCGAGUACCCCCAUGUCACCAAGCUGGACGAGGUGGCCGCGUCGAUGAUCGUGUUCCCCGCGGUCACCUUCUGCAAUCUCAACUCCUUCCGCUUCACCCGGGUGACUCGCAACGACCUGUACCACGCCGGGGAGCUGCUCGCCUUGCUCAACAGCAGGUACGAGAUCCGGGACACGCACAUGGUGGAGGAACAUGUCUUGCAGAUCCUGAAAGAGAGGGCAGACUUCGGCAGUUACAAGCCUCGACCUUUCAACAUGCGCGAGUUCUACGACCGCACGGGCCACGAUAUUAAGGACAUGCUGCUUGCCUGCUCCUUUAGAGGCUCCGAGUGCAGUCCUGAAAACUUCAAAGUGAUAUUCACACGCUAUGGGAAAUGUUACACGUUCAAUUCAGGCCAGGAUGGACGACCCCUGCUCGUGACGAUGAAGGGGGGCAUGGGCAACGGCCUGGAGCUGAUGUUAGAUAUCCAGCAGGACGAAUACCUGCCAGUAUGGGGAGAGACUGACGAGACAUCAUUUGAAGCGGGGAUCAAAGUUCAGAUCCACACCCAGGACGAGCCGCCGUUCAUAGACCAGCUGGGCUUUGGAGUGGCGCCGGGGUUCCAGACCUUUGUCUCCUGUCAGGAGCAACGGCUGACGUACCUGCCUCCGCCUUGGGGGGACUGCAAGGCCACACCUAUGGACUCUGAUUUCUUCAACACAUACAGCCUCACCGCCUGCAGGAUUGACUGCGAGACACGAUACCUGGUGGAGAACUGCAACUGCAGGAUGGUCCACAUGCCCGGAGAUGCCCCAUACUGCACCCCGGAGCAGUACAAGGAGUGUGCCGACCCUGCCUUGGACUUUCUUGUGGAGAAAGACAAUGAGCGCUGUACGUGCGAGACGCCGUGCAACUUGACACGAUACGGUAAAGAGUUGUCCUUCGUGAAGAUACCCAGCAAGGCAUCGGCCAAGUAUCUCGCCAAGAAGUUUAACAAGACCGAGCAGUACAUAUCUGAUAACAUUUUGGUCUUGGAUAUCUACUUUGAAGCUCUCAACUACGAAACCAUUGAGCAAAAGAAAGCCUACGAAUUGGCAGGCCUUCUGGGUGAUAUUGGAGGACAGAUGGGUCUCUUCAUCGGCGCCAGCAUCCUCACCGUUUUGGAGCUCUUCGAUUAUUUGUAUGAGGUGAUCAAGUACAAGCUGUGCAGAUGUAUGAAGAAGAAACACAAAAGCCGCAACAACAACGACCGAGGAGCCGUGCUGAGCCUGGACGACGUGAAACACCAUGCUCCCUGCGAGAACCUUCGCACGACACCGUCAACAUAUCCCGGGAACAUGCUACCUCACCAUCCGGCCCAGAGCAACUUUGAGGACUUCACGUGCUGAGCAGGCCCCCCCCCCCCCCCCCCCGGCGAAGCAUCAAAAGCGCAUGUUAUGCAACCAAAGCCAACCAUACAGCAAGAACUAUCCAACGUGAAAGACGGUGCGGGACUGAUGCCGAGUCGAAAAAAACACCGGCACUUUUUAUAUGAAAAAACUGAGGAAACCAGACAAAUCAAAACAAAGACUUUUUCACCCAAGGAAGAGCGGAGACAAAAGCCCUGAUUAUUUAAGGAAAAAAAAAAAAAUACAACAAAAAGUCUGUUCAUUUUUAGGAGAACAUUUCACGCAAAACACUCAAAACUCUGGAAUACUGCCGCUAAGGACGCUCACGGAGAAAAACGCUACUAACACUAAAAAAAUAGAUAAAAAGUCAAUAAAAUACACAUAAAUGAUUCAUGGAAGAUGUGCGAUUAUCUCAUCCUAGACAGGAGGCGCCACACAACACGACGCCUGCGAUUGUGACAAUAUUCAUAACUGCUUCCCGCUCUGCACAUGUAGCGGACAUGUGUAGCUGUGACGACGCUUCAUGAAACAUCAGCCGCGUAGUUUGGUUGAGAAUGUAUCUUUGUUUUACGAUUAAAGGGGUCGGACGUGGUGUGGGAAGACUUUCAGUGGGCCCGUAGCGGAAGUGGUGGUGGUGGUAGAGAUGUUUCAGCUGCCAUUCGCAAUGUACUGCUGAAGAAUUUCAGGUUUCAUCUUGUAAGUGCAUGCUAGUAUUGGUCCAGCGCAUGCUUUUCCAUUCCAUUUCUAAUUCAUAUUGAUUUAUACUGUAUAUCUUUGUAUUUAAAAAAAGUAUAUACAUAUAUACAUAUACGUAUAAUCACCAGGUUUGCCUCAGUGAUAAACAGGAAAAGGAAGAUGGAACUCCAUAUAUGUUUCUGUGCGUCUGUGUGGUGCCGACGGAUGGAUGAGCUUCGCCUAAUUUCAUUUGUCAUUAUCAGUGUUUUUCAUUUGCACACAAGUCAAAGAAUCUCUACCCGACCUCUUCUCACAGUCUCAAGACGAGGUGAGGUGAUGUUUUUGCUUUUCUUUUGUCUCCUUUAUUUGAAAUCUCUUGGAUUCGUGAACAGAUAAUUGAUGAAAUCCUAGGAGUUUUGUGGGGCUGUUAAAGAUUUUCUCUGUAUCCGUGUUCUAGUUGCAAAAGUCCUAUCAAAGCACAAUACCGCCAGUAUGUAGAGGUGACGUAAAAGAAAAUGUACUCUUCUUCUUGAUAUAAUGUCAUAUUAUUAAUAUCGUGUUUAUCCAAAUGUUUUUUCGGUUGCUCUUCUUUUCUUUCUAAUGAAACAUACUCAGUACUGCCUGAUAAUCCUGUCUCCAUCCUUCAGGUUAAAUAGGCUGAACUAUUUAGUUAUUCAAGCAUAAAUAAAAUGUAAAUAUCAU
Molecule: messenger RNA, 3193 nt
Organism: Cololabis saira (Pacific saury)
Lineage: Eukaryota; Metazoa; Chordata; Actinopteri; Beloniformes; Belonidae
Gene: asic1b
Product: acid-sensing (proton-gated) ion channel 1b
Exons: 11
Coding region: 245-1816 (523 amino acids)
Biological process (GO): sodium ion transmembrane transport
Cellular component (GO): membrane
Source: RefSeq, a predicted model, not a curated record